Molecule: messenger RNA, 2310 nt
Organism: Marchantia polymorpha subsp. ruderalis
Lineage: Eukaryota; Viridiplantae; Streptophyta; Marchantiopsida; Marchantiales; Marchantiaceae
Source: the annotation of a GenBank genome assembly
AUGGCACGGUACAGAAGAUAGGACUUGGAGCUGGAGGAGGAGAAGCACAAGGAGGUGCGAACACCACCUACAGAAAGUCCCAUACGCCCCUUUGUGCCUACAUAAGACCUCGGUCUCCAUACCCAGCUUGCUGAAGCUCCCACCGUCCCUCCCCGUCGCAAUCCACAUCUACCUGUCUGUCUGUCGCCUUCGAAUCCAAAUCAGCCCCCGCCGUCUGCUCUUUCUUCCACAUAUUCAGUGCUUUUAAAUAUUGCUAGAGGAGGAGUAGUACAUAGGUCCGGAUUGCGCCUGCGGAUUUGGCGACGGAGUGUCAGCAUCGAAAUUGUGGACCGAGAGCACGUGCAAGACCUCUGGCCGCGGACGCAGGAGGGACGAAGACCUUUCACCACUACUCUGCGCAGUCAGUUAUGAUCUGGGACUCACCGGACAUCUCAAGGCGUCCGCGUUCGAGCUGCUGCACGCACGAGAGCUCCGAGAACUCGUGCGCGAGGCAUCGAUCGAGCUACUACUGGUGGCCGGAGCGAUGGGAGGCGAAUGGGUGAACCACGCGGGCGAGAAGGUGCGCAACGACAUCCUUCAGGUGCUCGAGAGCAAGCGCAAGAAGCUCGAUCCGCCAUGGACCGUCUGCGGCAGACAAUCGAAGUUCCGCUACCGGCGCCAUAACCUCGAGCUCGCGCCGGACCUCCAAGAAGAGAAGCUCACAUUGCUGACGGAGGAUUGCGACCAGGGCCGCGUCCCAGUGCUCGUGAUCAAGCCCGCGGACGACGAUGAGCCGGACGCGGACACGGACGCGGGCGCGGCCAAACAACGGCCGGCCGUUAUAUUCUUGCACUGCACGGGCAAGAGCAAGGACGCCAUGCGCCCGUGUAUGGAACGCUUCGCGGCGCGCGGGUACGUGGCGGUAGCAAUCGACUCGCGGUACCACGGAGAGCGGGCGGCCUGCGGCGAGGCCUACCGGGAAGCGCUGAUUCGGGCCUGGGCGACGGGCGACGAGAUGCCCUUCAUCUUCGACACGGUGUGGGAUCUGCGCAAGCUCGUGGACUAUUUGCACACGAGGGCGGACGUCGACCCUGCGCGCAUCGGCAUGCUCGGCAUUUCGCUGGGCGGCAUGCACUGCUGGUACGCGGCCGUGGCGGAUCCGAGGAUUUCCGUGGUGGUGCCCAUCAUCGCCGUGCAGUGCUUCGGGUGGGCCGUGAUCAACGAUAUGUGGCACGCGCGGGUGCAGAGCAUUCCUCAUGUUUUCGAAGCCGCCAUGGUCGAUUUGGGCAAGAGCGCCGUGGACGCCGAGAUCGUGGCGUCCGUUUGGAGGCGCAUCGCUCCCGGUUUGAUCGACCGAUUCGACGCCGAGCACACCAUUCCCGCCAUCGCUCCCCGGCCCUUGUUGAUCCUGAACGGCCAGGAGGACAAACGCUGCCCUGUUCGUGGCCUGGAGACCACUCUGUCCAUCGCUUCCGAGGUUUACAAAAGUGCAGGUGUUCCCGAGAAUUUCAAGUUCAAGGCAGAGGAGGGAGUCGAGCAUGCCCUCUCUGAUUCGAUGCUGUACGAUGCCAGCGUCUGGAUGGACCGGCAUUUGAGACCGGACUGCGUUGGCUCUCAAGAUUAUGUUUCUCUUCCGAAGGGCAGUGAUUUCCAUCUUUGAUUCCACCGGUGUGAGAAUAGUUUGAACCCAGUUUCCAUGCUACUAUCGAGAAGACAACUCCCGAUCGACGAAUCAAGGCAUUCAUGUCGAGACCGGGGAUGAAUUGGUGAUUCGAAUUCGAAUUUUACGGCUGAAGUUCUCUACUUUCACCUCUUGGAUGAUAGCGACGUCAAGCCCUCGAGUCAGCAAUCAGAGUAUGAACUUUGUCAGUUUGAUGUACGCCUUUUACAAGCAUUAGAUCACAGAAAUUUAAGUUUCGACAAUCUAGACGUAAUUAAUCAAAUUAGCUGGCGUAGAAUUCGAAUACACCAGAGCAGGGUACGAAUUGGCACUGUUUUAGACAUGAUAUUCGUUAUAUAGAGCACACGCACGCAAGCCAGAGGCAGCUUACUGAAUGACAAGCGUCUUUGUACAAAGAUAGGAAAAGGACAUGCAAUUGCACUCCUCAUCUGGAGACGUGUCCGGCUUAAUAUAGCACAGGAUAGUCCACCAUUUGUAACGCAGAUGCACUCACUGUGUAAUGUGAGGAGAUAUCGACAAAGGCGAAUGCAAUCUUUCGGUGAAGAUGGUAGGCCAAAUGUAAACCAUUCGGUUCAGAUCGGACAUCGCUCUGAGCGUUCGGUAGAAAUGAAUUGUGUCUUCAAUCUUCAUCUGAAAGCUCCCUCUUAUCG